CAUUGGCUACCAUGAGUUCCGGUGCGCUGUUGCCGAAACCACAGAUGCGUGGUCUUCUGGCCAAGCGUCUGUGGGUUCAUAUUGUCGGCGCAUUCACUGUGGCCCUGGGAGUUGCUGCUGCCUAUAAGUUCGGUGUGGCUGAGCCAAGAAAGAAGGCGUAUGCAGAUUUCUACAGGAAUUAUGACUCUAUGAAAGACUUUGAAGAGAUGAGGAAGGCUGGUAUCUUUCAGAGUGCGAAGUGAUUUCAGAAUGCAAAGAAUUCUUUGGACUGUGCUCCAUAGAACUUCAUGCUGACCUGUGUUCCUGAACUAUGAAACAUGACUAUGUGGACUAAGGAGUAGUUCUCUCUCAAUAAACAAUAAUUAUAUGGGGAAAAA
Apodemus sylvaticus (European woodmouse) is the source of this 377-nucleotide messenger RNA. Its product is annotated as cytochrome c oxidase subunit 6C-2-like. The coding region runs from base 12 to 242 and encodes 76 amino acids. Lineage: Eukaryota; Metazoa; Chordata; Mammalia; Rodentia; Muridae. The record is from RefSeq and is a predicted model, not a curated record. The transcript has a single exon. Gene Ontology annotation, biological process: mitochondrial electron transport, cytochrome c to oxygen.